AGUGAGAUGUCAAUUUAGGUAUUAAGCAGUCUUUGUUAUGAUAGAAUAGUUGCUUAGUCACUUGAACUGCUUACUGUGCAAGAAUGCUGCUAGAGAUGGUUGCCUUUUCUUUUUUUUACUUCAUAGUUUGCAUCUUCAACUAAAUCAUUGAUAAUAACACUACCGAGCCCUAGUUGGAUUGCUACACUGCUUCUUUCUCAGAAGCUUUUAUCAAAUGACUCCUAUAAUAGCCUUACAUUCCAGUACACUGGGCUUCUCAAUUGAAAAUCUACUGAAAGCAACGCCGGCAAGAACUCAAAUUUUAACUUUGGUAUAACUCAUGCAACAUUUUCAACUUUCUACAUAACUUAUGUAGCAUUUACUUGUUCUGGAAAAUAUGAAGUUCAUGAAAAGCUACUUAAAAUCUGUAAAAUAUUAUGCAUAAUAUUAAAAAUAUUCCUUGCCCUGUUUAGAGCAAUAUAUUUGAUCCCUGCCAUUUCUUCUUCGACUCAAACCUCCCUGAUUAAUUUGUGAAGCUCUCAUAAUGGCAUUGAACUACGUACUUUGUGAAGAACAUUUAUUUCCUAUGCAGGUGGCUAAGAGUGUAAAGAUUGUGAUGGCGUCUCGAUUAGCAUCAAUUGCUAUUACGCUAGAUAUGGAGACAAUUCAGGUGUCACAGCUGUGUAUUGAUGCUUAUACUGUCAAGCAAUCGAUUUUGCAGACCCCAAAAAUAAAAUUGAAAGAACAGCAAGUAAAAGUUUUGAACCCCAGGAAGCUGGAAGUUUUUCCUCAGGCUAAUAAAGAUAAACUGCAUUUUGAACUUCACCGGUUGAAAAAUAAGCUUCCUGCUGUUGUUGUGAAGGGUAUUACUACGGUUCAAAGGGCUGUGGUGAACAAAGAACAAGAAAGAGAUCGUAAGAGUGAUGUCAAAGGAGAAACAUAUGAGUUGCUUGUUGAAGGUACCGGUCUCCUAGCCGUAAUGGGCAUUGACGGAGUUGAUGGGCGUAAUACAAAGAGUAAUCAUAUAAUGGAGGUGCAACAAAGAUUAGGCAUUGAAGCAGCAAGGAUCUCUAUAAUUGAUGAGAUUAACUAUACCAUGUCAAGUCAUGGAAUGACAAUAGACUUGCGGCACAUGAUGCUUCUAGCAGAUCUGAUGACAUAUAAGGGUGAAGUUCUGGGAAUAAACCAAGUGACAUGGCGUUCAGAAAAUGAAAGAUAG
This is a messenger RNA of Nicotiana attenuata, 1198 nucleotides long. RefSeq names its product DNA-directed RNA polymerase III subunit 1-like. The record is from RefSeq and is a predicted model, not a curated record. The transcript is spliced from 5 exons. Gene Ontology annotation, molecular function: DNA binding; DNA-directed RNA polymerase activity. NCBI's taxonomy places the organism in Eukaryota, Viridiplantae, Streptophyta, Magnoliopsida, Solanales, Solanaceae. Gene Ontology annotation, biological process: DNA-templated transcription. Bases 524 to 1198 code for a protein of 224 amino acids.